Molecule: messenger RNA, 982 nt
Organism: Pteronotus mesoamericanus
Lineage: Eukaryota; Metazoa; Chordata; Mammalia; Chiroptera; Mormoopidae
Gene: DRAP1
Product: DR1 associated protein 1
Exons: 7
Coding region: 269-886 (205 amino acids)
Biological process (GO): transcription by RNA polymerase II
Cellular component (GO): nucleus; negative cofactor 2 complex
Molecular function (GO): protein heterodimerization activity; RNA polymerase II general transcription initiation factor activity; core promoter sequence-specific DNA binding
Source: RefSeq, a predicted model, not a curated record
AACGUUCGCUCUUCAGGCCCGGGGAACGAGCAGGAGUGUCGGUGCUGUCACGGGCCGACGCGCACCGCCUGGGAGGCUCCGAGGGAGGGCACUCAGGCCCUGUGAGCGGUGUCCCUAUCGGCGGCGCUAGGACCCCGUGGGGAGCGGCGGGGGCGGAGCGGGCGGCACCAGGACCCGGGGGAACCUCGGCGGGUAGGCGGCGAGCAGGCCCCGGGGCCCGGAGGCUGCGGGCGGCGGCGCAGGGCCCGGCGCGGCGAGAGUCCCGGAGAUGCCGAGCAAGAAGAAGAAGUAUAACGCGCGGUUCCCGCCGGCGCGGAUCAAGAAGAUAAUGCAGACGGACGAAGAGAUUGGAAAGGUGGCGGCGGCUGUGCCUGUCAUCAUCUCCCGGGCGCUGGAGCUCUUCCUGGAGUCGCUUUUGAAGAAGGCCUGCCAGGUGACCCAGUCCCGAAACGCCAAGACCAUGACCACAUCCCACUUGAAGCAGUGCAUUGAGCUGGAGCAGCAGUUUGACUUCUUAAAGGACCUGGUAGCAUCCGUGCCUGACAUGCAGGGGGAUGGGGAAGACAACCACAUGGACGGGGACAAGGGUGCCCGCAGGGGCCGGAAGCCAGGCAGCAGCAGCCGGAAGAAUGGUGGGAUGGGAAGCAAAGGCAAAGACAAGAAGCUGUCGGGGACAGAUUCGGAGCAAGAGGAUGAGUCUGAGGACACUGACACUGAUGGGGAAGAGGAGACACCGCAGGCCCCACCCCAGUCCAGCCACCCCCCUGCCCACUUUCAAAGCCCCCCAACACCCUUCAUGCCCUUCACCUCGACUCUGCCUCUGCCCCCAGCACCCCCGGGCCCUUCAGCACCUGAUGCAGAGGACGAAGAGGAUUAUGACUCCUAGCGCCCUCCACCCCCCAGGCCACACCCCCUUUUAGUUGAUUUUAGUUGUUCUGGGGGGAGGAGAGCUGUUCUUAAAUUUAUUAAAAAAAUAAAUAAA